Molecule: messenger RNA, 360 nt
Organism: Miscanthus lutarioriparius
Lineage: Eukaryota; Viridiplantae; Streptophyta; Magnoliopsida; Poales; Poaceae
Source: the annotation of a GenBank genome assembly
AUGCGAGCGGCGGCGGCAUUGCAGCCCCGGGGCCGUAGUGCGUGGUGGGAGAUGGCGGACGCGCGCCACCAAGCAGCAGGCUGGCCGCUGGCGGAGCCAGAGGAGCACGACGACGGCGACGCGGCGGCCGGCGUCUUGUCCGGCGAGUACCAGGCUCUCGAGACGUCCACGUUGGUGUCGGCGCUGGCCCACGUCGUCUCCGGCGGCGGCGACGGGUAUUACACGCCGUGGGCCGGCGGCGCCCGGGGCAAUAAUAACCCCCCUGCGGCAAUGGCGGCGCCGGCUGCUGGCACCGCCCACGGCUACGGCUACUCGGCUGCUGCCGCACCGACACCGGCUCACUUCGUCGAAGCAGGUUAG